UGGAGGUCAGUGAGGUCGAGUAUAUUAGGUCAAGGUCACCCACUCUGCAACAAGUCCGAGCUGACUUCGGGCAGGAUACCUCAGUCCCGGAUACUUGCAAGGGCUUUGGAUUUCUGAUCCUCAUGCUUUGGUCUUCUGGAAAGAAAAGUGCUGUGUAUUUUGUGUUUAUGAUCCUGCUUAACUUCUCUUGCCAUGGAGAGAGCUAGAUUUUCAGGAAUAAGCCAUUUUUCCGUUAAGAGGGACAGGAAACUUGUGUUGAUUUGCGGACGUAAGAAUUACUUGGCGGCCUGACCCGGGCUGCUGUGAGUUAGAUCACGUUAGGACAGUUUACUUACUGAUUCUGGUUCCCUUUCUCGUUUCUCAGCUGGGCUACUUGUUGACAUCUGAGGAGGGAGGAGUCUUCUCAGAGAGCCUGGCUGGCGAAGACUGAAGUUAAAGGCUAGAAGCCUGAGUGUUUGUCCCAAGAACGUGGGUGAUGGCUGCAGAGGUACCGGGAGUAACCACUCCCCUGAGCCCCUUGGUCCAGGUACCUCAAGAGGAAGACGAACAGGAGGCAGAGGUCACCACCAUGAUCCUGGAGGACGACUCUUGGGUACAGGAAGCCGUGCUGCAGGAGGAUGGCCCUGAGUCCGAGCCCUUUCCCCAGAGUGCUGGCAAGGGCAGCCCCCGAGAGGAGGCCGCUGGAGGGCCGCAGGGUGCACUCGGCCGCCUUCGAGAGCUCUGUCGGCGCUGGCUGAGGCCGGAGGUGCACACCAAGGAGCAGAUGCUCACCGUGAUGCCGAGGGAGAUUCAGGCCUGGCUGCAAGAACACAGGCCCGAGAGCAGCGAGGAGGCAGUGGCCCUGGUGGAAGACUUGACCCAGACCCUUCGGGACAGGGAUUUUGAGAUCCACAGUGAAAAUGGGGAGAACUCUAAUCAAGACAUAUUUGAGGACGUGGAGUCACAUGAGAUCUUCUCAGAUAUGCCUGAAGGGGAAGGCGUUCAGCAGUCUGACUGGGAAAGUGACUUUGAGAGGAACUGCCCCUCCAGGAGGCCCCAGGGAAAUGCCUCAAGUAAGGACCACAGGGAUGUGCCAUCACAAGGCAGGGAAGUUGGACAGCUCAUAGGCCUCCAGGGCACCUACCUGGGUGAGAAGCCCUAUGAAUGUCCCCAGUGCGGGAAGACCUUCAGCCGGAAAUCCCACCUAAUCACGCAUGAGCGAACCCACACAGGAGAGAAAUACUACAAAUGUGACGAAUGUGGAAAAAGCUUUAGUGAUGGUUCGAACUUUAGUAGACACCAAACGACUCACACCGGGGAGAAACCUUACAAAUGCAGGGAUUGUGGGAAAAGCUUUAGCCGCAGCGCAAACCUCAUAACCCACCAGAGGAUCCACACGGGCGAGAAACCCUUUCAGUGUGCUGAGUGUGGCAAGAGUUUCAGCAGGAGCCCCAAUCUCAUCGCUCACCAGCGAACCCACACAGGAGAGAAACCAUACUCAUGCCCUGAGUGUGGCAAGAGCUUUGGCAACCGGUCCAGCCUCAAUACACAUCAGGGAAUCCACACUGGAGAAAAGCCCUAUGAAUGUAAGGAAUGCGGCGAAAGCUUUAGUUACAACUCUAACCUGAUACGACACCAGAGGAUCCACACAGGGGAGAAACCCUACAAAUGUCCCGACUGUGGGCAGAGGUUCAGUCAGAGCUCAGCCCUCAUCACCCACCGGAGAACUCACACAGGAGAGAAGCCCUACCAGUGCAGCGAGUGUGGGAAGAGCUUCAGCCGCAGCUCCAAUCUGGCCACGCACCGCAGAACCCACCUGGUGGAGAAGCCCUAUAAAUGCGGGGAGUGUGGGAAGAGCUUCAGCCAGAGCUCCAGCCUGAUCGCUCACCAGGGGAUGCACACGGGUGAGAAGCCCUAUGAGUGCCUGACCUGCGGGGAGAGCUUCAGCUGGAGCUCCAACCUCAUCAAGCACCAGAGGAUCCACACGGGGGAGAAACCCUACAAGUGCAGCGAGUGUGGGAAGUGCUUCAGCCAGCGCUCCCAGCUUGUGGUGCACCAGCGGACCCACACGGGCGAGAAGCCCUACGAAUGUCUCAUGUGUGGCAAGAGCUUCAGCCGGGGCUCCAUCCUGGUCAUGCACCAGAGGGCCCACUUGGGGGACAAGCCCUACAGGUGCCCUGAAUGUGGGAAGGGCUUUAGCUGGAAUUCAGUUCUCAUCAUACACCAGCGAAUCCACACAGGGGAGAAGCCCUACAAAUGCCCCGAGUGUGGCAAAGGCUUCAGCAACAGCUCCAAUUUCAUUACACAUCAGAGAACUCACAUGAAAGAGAAACUUUAUUGACGUGGCAAAGAGGAACCGUGAGGGGGCUGGCCCAGGGGAGGGAACUGUCACACUGUCCCCCGCAGGGAUGUUCAUUAGAAGAGCCAUUCUUCCCAAAUGGUCUCUGGGGAUGUGUCAGAAUCUCACCACUGCUCCUCCUCAUUCCUAGGACCCCGCCAUCAAUAGUGGACGGAGCCAAACCCCAAGAACAGUGUAGGGCUGCAAAGUCAGGAAGUUGGGUCUUUUCCUGUUUCGUUUCAUGGCUUGAUUGGCUCCCUUUCUCCUGAUCCCUCUGCUGAGGGCGUUUCCCCAUGUGGAAUGCAAGGCAGCAUGGCCCGCAUCCCGCUGAGUCCUCAGAGAGAGAAAUACUGGAAAUCUGUUGGUGCGGCCUGGCGGCUGUGCUGCUGCCACUCUGUUGGGCUGAGGUGCCUUCAGCCCGAGCUACUAGCAUUCCAGGCCCCUUGCCCCUGUCAGCACCAGCUCUUCCCGGCUCUGUCCUGGGCUUGGAUUCCAGGUCAAGGUGGAGAGGCUUCUCCAGUUCUGUGUCACCACAUGAAGGUCAAGUCCUCUGUUCCUGGAAUGUGUCAGUAACACUGAAACACGGAGUAUGGCCUGGACCCGUUGUCCCAGUAACCUUUCCAUUGAGUUGAACAGGGCCUGCCAGGGAAGGUGUAAAAUCAGAUUUACACUUUUGCUUUGUCUCUGUUAUUAUCCUGUGGUGAGUUGGCUGCCAGGGGGAACGCACUAGUUUUUUUCGGACUUCAUUUUUUGAGUGCGAAGGCGGAGACCCCAGCUGUCUACCCUGGUGGAUGGCAGUUUCUCUCAUCAGCGUUCAGUGACGCAGUCCUGCACUCCGCAGGGUGGGCUCAUGUCUUUACCCCACAGACACAAAGCUCUGUAACCACUCGUCUAUGCUUGUCAGUUCCUCAUUAUGUUUUUUACUUUGCACACGCAGGGCUAGAAUUCCAUGCAGUAGCUUUUGUAUACUAAGAGGGUUACUUCUAAGGAAGUGUUUUGAGGACAUGUCAUCUGUCCCCUGGAGAGAUCUGGGCUUGAAUCGAGCGUUGUCCUACAGAGGUUGCCCCUGCUUUUAGGGUGCUACCAGGGCCUUGUUCUUGGGUCCUUGCUCCUUGAAAUGGUGAAGAUGGGGUGAUAGCUGGUGAAGGGGUUUGUCAGGAGAAAAGGAGAGUAGAAAGGUAUUUCUGGGAAAUGUGAAACCACCGCCUCCUAUGCAUGGGGCCUGCGCUCAGAAUGGGCCUUGGUUCUUGUAGGAUGGAUGCUCAGUGUUGCCUAAUAAAGUAGAGUCCCAUCCUU
Miniopterus natalensis is the source of this 3613-nucleotide messenger RNA. It is a transcript of the gene ZSCAN2, whose product is annotated as zinc finger and SCAN domain containing 2. Gene Ontology annotation, cellular component: nucleus. Gene Ontology annotation, molecular function: RNA polymerase II cis-regulatory region sequence-specific DNA binding; DNA-binding transcription factor activity, RNA polymerase II-specific. NCBI's taxonomy places the organism in Eukaryota, Metazoa, Chordata, Mammalia, Chiroptera, Miniopteridae. The record is from RefSeq and is a predicted model, not a curated record. Gene Ontology annotation, biological process: regulation of transcription by RNA polymerase II.